Molecule: messenger RNA, 1268 nt
Organism: Pelobates fuscus (common spadefoot toad)
Lineage: Eukaryota; Metazoa; Chordata; Amphibia; Anura; Pelobatidae
Product: phospholipase A2 inhibitor and Ly6/PLAUR domain-containing protein-like
Exons: 5
Coding region: 66-725 (219 amino acids)
Source: RefSeq, a predicted model, not a curated record
GCAGAUUUACCCCUAGACUGGUCAACACAUAGUCUGUUAUUGGGCUAGCCAGGAUACAGCUUACCAUGAACGUUCUUUAUAUAUUUACUUUUACCUUUUCCGCUCUCACAGCCACAGGACAUUGUCUUUCUUGCAUACAAUGUGUGAGUACGAACAAGAUGCAAUGCUCAGGGAAAUCCAUGGUCUGUCCAGCAACCUUCGAUGCCUGCAUUUCCAGUUACACCUUAACCAUUGUGGGUGGAAUGGAAAUAGGUAAAAUAUUCACCAGACAUUGUUCAGCUCGUGCUGCGUGCGACAGUUAUGGGAGCGUCAGUAUGCCCGACGGCAGAAUAAAGAGGACAUCUUCCUGCUGUUUCUCUGACAACUGUACCCCUUCUAUACCCACGUUCCCACCAGACAGACAUGAUAAAAAUGGUGUAAAGUGCCCGGGCUGCUAUUCACCAAAUGACAGAUCGUGUGUCCCCGAGUACAUCAUUGAGUGCGUUGGGGAGGAGAUCAGAUGCAUCAAUCACACUGAAACUAUGAAAUCAGGAGAAGUAGAGUCUGCAGUUGCUUUACAAGGUUGCGCAUCUAUAGACCUGUGUGCCGCUGGAAGCCAAGAGUUGCAGGUUGACAAUAUUAGAAGCCGAAUUGAAAUGACCUGUAUGAGUAGUAGUGUCUGUCUCCAGCACGGAUUUCUUUUCCUGGGUUCCGCUGCCAUCUUUUUUCUGAAACUGAUUCCCUAGUUGCUACAUGUGAGAUUUCCACAUAUAACAUAUAUAUAAUUGUGUGACGUACACUUUAAAGGGACACUCCAGGCACCAAAUGGUGCAGGGAGGCCCCUCGAGGCACUCUUACUUCAAGGGAAUAAAAACCGUUCUUGAACAGUUUAACCCUAACGUUCCCCCACCAUUCAGGAAGCCUAGAUUCCUGCUAGGCAGGGGAUCCGCUGAUUGCCUGAGAAUGGUCAGACAACUGCUCUAGGCAAAUCAGCGGCUCUACUGACUGUAGGCGCUCCGCGCUUCCUGAAUCUGAAAUUGCUGAAGCCGGAGUGGACAUCGCCACUGGAGGCAACUUUGGGGUUAAACCAUUCAAGAACAACUUAAGCCCUGAGGAAAGAGUGCCUACAGAAACAUUUUUCAAACAUAAUAACUUCAUUUAAAUUAAGUUGUUUUGGUGCCUGUAGUGUCCCUUUAAGCCAGCUUGUUUACACUGUUUUUAUGCAUUUUCUGCCAUCACUAUUCCCACAAAACCUUUUAAAAUUAAACUUCUGCUUUUCUGUGUUUUUU